Cheilinus undulatus (humphead wrasse) is the source of this 10308-nucleotide messenger RNA. RefSeq names its product CREB3 regulatory factor-like. Gene Ontology annotation, molecular function: DNA-binding transcription factor activity, RNA polymerase II-specific; RNA polymerase II transcription regulatory region sequence-specific DNA binding. The transcript has 12 exons. Gene Ontology annotation, biological process: regulation of transcription by RNA polymerase II; response to unfolded protein. Gene Ontology annotation, cellular component: nucleus. The record is from RefSeq and is a predicted model, not a curated record. The coding region runs from base 677 to 2263 and encodes 528 amino acids. Lineage: Eukaryota; Metazoa; Chordata; Actinopteri; Labriformes; Labridae.
UUGUUUCUAAAUAAUAUUCUGUGAAAAAAAUAAUUUUGUUUUUCGAAGUAAAUUUCGAUUCUUUCCCUCCGUAAGGGAACUUUUAUUUUGAAAGGCCGCACCGGAAGUGAGUUUCGGUAAUGCCCCGCGUUGACGUCCAGUCUCCGGGAUUAUCGGUGAACUUAAGUGCCCCCAGCCCGCCGAUGAGAGCUGCAACUGUUUUUACAGCUGAUACGCUUCCUUCUUCCAUCAGGUCCGCUUCUUUCUACUCCUUUCUGCACAUUCCCGCGCCGACCAACCCGGAAGUUCGCGGGUCUCCGAGCUUCUUCUUCUCUGGUUCCUCUCGGGUCCACGCCGGCCUCUGCUCCUCUCUGUGGAUGGUGCCUGGUAGAACCAUCUGGAGAGGCCGAGGCCGACAUUUUACCCCAGUCCGGAGGAGCCUUAACUCCGAGGGGACAUCCGAGGACACGCGACAAGGAGUGUGACGCUCACCUAUCUGUCCCUCAGAGAGGAAGCUACACACAGACUGCAGUUCCCUGAUUGGUCAGAAGAAUCGCCACUCCCAGGCUGGGAGGCUGAGAGCUGCAGGCCUGCGACAUGUGAACAGAGCUGCACCCCUUCACCCUCUCAACUCUCAACCCUAGAACUCGACUGAACUGACGUUGUGACCGUGACCUGCCACCUUCCUGCCUCGGGCAUGCCUCAGCCGGGUAUGAAUGGGAUGGAGCCUGCGUUUGGCGAGGCCUACGGGGGGCACAGGGGUCUGCUGAGCCCCUACCCUCUGGCCAUGUCGCCACAGGGGGGCAGGACAGAGUACGACCAGAGCGUGCUCCUCAUGCUGGGCUCUCCAGCAUCGCCACGGAAACGGCCCUUUGAGCUGCUAAGCGACCUGGUGGACGAUGGCGGCUUCGGCGAGGACCUGCACCCAGAGCGCUGGGACGUGUCGGCGCUGGACGAGAUGGCCCGCUACACCAAGCUGGGCCUGGCGGUGGGAGGGGAGCUGCUGGCGUGCUCGGAGGAGGGCGUCCUGUUGGGCCGCUGGGGGAGGAGCGGAGAGGAUCAGCAGCUGCAGCAGGAGGAGGAGGAGGAGGAAGAGAGGAGGAGGAGGGACAGACACACGCCACCCGCUCCUAUCAGACAGGAAGUCCAGGCUGCACAGAGGGAGGAAGCGGAGGGGCGUGUCUCUGUUUCCACAACAACAGAACAGGAGUUAUGUGUUUCAGGAAGAGGACAGCAGGAGCGCACAGUGGAGGUGUAUCAGGUGGAGCAGGAGGAGGAGGAGGAGGAGGAGGAGGAGGGGGUGGGUCUGUCUGUGGAGCACUGCAGCGAGGAGCACAACUACUCUCUCAGCAAGGAGGAGGAGAUGGAGGGCGGGGCCGGACUCAGCGCUCAGAAAGAGGAGGAGCAGGUGGCGGAGACAAAGCAGGAGGUGCAGGGCAGAGAGGAGAGCCAGGUGAAGGCGGAGCUAGACCCGGAGGAGGAGGAGCUGGAGGACGAGGAGGAGGAGGAGGAGGAGGAAGACGAGGAGGAUGAAGGAGAGGAGGGAGCAGAGGAGACGGCGGUGGAAGCUGAGCUCUCCAGCUCCUCAGAGACUGAAUGUGAGGUGGAAGCCGAGCCGGUGAGGCAGGCCGGCGAGCGCCCGUCGAAGCGCCGAUGUUUCUGGGAGUACAGACACGCUCGAGAGUCAACAACAAAGAAGAAACUGGGCGGAGACGUCCACUGGUCGCUGUCCUGGAGCUCCAGCACGCUGCCCAGCACGCUGUACCGCAGAGAAGGCAAAAAAGGACGCCGCAAAGCUCGCAAAACAGACGCCAGCGACUUGACGCCAAACCCACAGAAGCUCCACAACAUCGGCGAGCAGCUUCAGAAGCUCAACGCCGCCAUCGACGGCAUGGGUCCAGUCAACGACCUGCCCGCCACGGCCCGAGCACGGUCCCGUAAGGAGAAGAACAAGCUGGCCUCCAGGGCCUGCAGGCUGAAGAAGAAGGCGCAGCACGAAGCCAACAAGAUCAAGCUGUGGGGGCUCAACCAGGAGUACGAGAACCUGUUGGGAGCUCUCCUGAGGAUCAAGGAGGUGAUCCGACGGCGGGUGGAGAACAGCGAGGAAGAGGACACGGACGAGCGAGGGAUGACCCAGCGCCUGGAAGACAUCCUCCGAGAGUCCAGCGGUCCUUUAGUCGCCGGGCGGACCAAAGACUUUGUGCAGAGGAUUCUGGCAGCCAGCGCGGGGGGUCAGAACCAGCGCAAAGACCCCCAACAGGGAGGUGACAAGGUGGCGGGCUAAACCCAGGAAGAAUCCCUCCACUACUCCUCUUUCUCCUCCUCCGUCAUCCACGCUUUCCUCUCCUCCCCGCACCACCAACAAACCUGACUUGACCAAGCUCCACUUUGAUGCAUGAGCAUGAAGAGGUGGAGAUGCUGGGAGAGACGGCGGAGAAGAGGAGGAGGAAGGAGUAGCCUAAACACAACAGGAGUAAAAGACCACCCUGCUCCUCCUGCUGGCCCUCCAAACAGCAGCCGUUCUUCACCGCUCUGUCUCUGCAGGCUGCACCAAAACCACCAACCCCCCGAGGCCAGAGCUGCUGCUGCUGCUGCUGCUGACGUCUCUGUGUUCUGUGUUCUGUCCGUGUGCGUGAGCGUGUGGAUGUUUGUAUGUAACAUACAGUAUGAGCGUGUUUAGUGUUCCUCUCUCCCUCUGUGUGCUGUAUUCGUAUCCCAGUGUGCCUAUGAAUAGACAUUGCACUGUUUUGUAGAUGGUCGUAGUUGCCGGCAGGGGACCGGUAGUGAGGCGAGGGCGAGGGGGCAUUUGAGGAUAGAGGAAGUGCUAAAAUAAGGAAGUGGGAGGAGCCCAGGCCUGGAAGACAAAGACGCAGUUAUGUAUGUGUGUGUGUUUUUCUCAUAUGCUUGGCCGGGCUCCUAUAGAAGCACCGCAUACCUUUCGGAUUGCAUCGACUUCUGAAAUGUCAGCGAGUGUUGUGACAUUCAACAAAUGAUGGAGUCCUGAUGCCAGAGCAGCUGUUGAUGGAAACAACAGCCUGUUUGUUGUGGAAAAAGUCCUUGGAGCUUUAAUACACUCCCCCUCCCCGAACUCUUUAACAGCCCUUCAAAAUGUAAGCAAAGUUAAAAACGGACGAGAAACCUGCACCUUAAUCCAAACUGACCAAAGAUAAAGUGACACUGCUGAACCACUCGGACACCAAAUCCUCUCACUCGCUUCAGAUGCUGCCAACCAUGAACACAUUGUUUUUCUUUGAGGGAAAAGUGACUGAAUAUUCUGAGAGUCCUCGUGUUUACCCGCAUGCAUCCAUGAAGGAUGGUGUUUAGACAAUUCCCUGGCAUAAAUGCACUAUUAUCACAGACCUGAGAGGCCUGAGUGGUGCGACAGACAUGAGAUGACUGAUUCAGUCAGUCUUUUAGCUCUGCAGCCUGGUGCUCCUUUCAGCUUUUCUUCACUGGCUUUAUUUUUACCCACAAAAAGGGAAGUGUCCUCAUCAGUACGUUUACAUGCACUGAGAGAAAGUUGGCUAAAAGUGGACUUUAAAAAUGUGGUAUUCUCAUUUCUUUAAGUAGGACUGAAGCCCAGAUCAGACCAAAGAUUCAUGACAUGGCGAGACUCUUAGAAUGUCGCCGGUGGCUUUCUGAGGCGGGCCGUUGCAGCUGGACUGAUCAUGUUGCCUGCCAUUCUGUGCAGCAAGUUGCAGACAGCUGGUUGCAAGCAGAUAGAUGUGAACAAGGGAAAUAAAAAUGUAACUUAAAAGGCUUUAAGCUCCAAUUUUGUCAGGUAAAAUCAUGUGGCAAAUCCUGGAAUUGAAAGCUGGUUUUUCAUGGCAGAUGUUGACAGAUGUUUAGUUGAUCAUGUGGCCAAUCACUGAUAUUUGGAAGCAAUAUGCAUUUUCAAAAUCAUGCAAAAUGUGCAAAAUGUGGCAAAAGUAAAAUUGCAUGAAAAAAAAGCAAAUAAACAAUUUAGCCCUAGCUCUAUUAGCAACACAGGAGCAGCGAGAAAGCAGGAGGUGGUACCAUGCACUUGCUGUGUCAGUGGCACCCAGGCGUGAGUGCUGAUUGGCUGGCACUCGUGACAUCAAUUUUGAGACUGUGGAGAGUGAAAAUAAAGUGAGAGGAGAAGACACACAUUACAGGAACCAAAGUAGUGCACUUUUUUAGAAACCAAUUUGACCAAUUAUCAGUAAAAUAAAACGCCAGUAUGAGAAUCGGCUAAAUGCCAAAUAUCAGCAUCAAUAAUGGGCCAGGCCAAUCAUCAGUCAACCAUUUCACUAUAAAUUUAUCUUUUUUAAAAAUUCACAAGGAACUCCAGCCUGAUGAUCACUCCUGUCUACAGCACAACAGGACAUGCUGCUCUAAACCUGCAAAAACAUAGUCGUAGGAGCUACAUUUGUAUGUUAAUUAUUAGAUAUCUUAGUUAUGACAAGACUGAGCUAGGAACGCUUUUGUGUUAAUAUGUGCUGUGAAAUUCUGUUGCCAUGCUACAGAGAGUGUGCAGUCCUGUCCCUCCUGUAGAGACAGAGUUAUUGCAGAAACGAUGCAUGGUCUCCUUCAGCUGACAGGCAUGAUGCUGCAGAGUCAACUCUGUUUGGUCUGAGCUGAGCUUAACAAACCAGGAUAGUGUGGUUGGAAAUAGAUUUGCUCAAGCACGCCUCAACUGGACCCAAACUGGACUAGGGUCUCUGAGUUCUGCUUCUUCACACCAGGCUUUGGCCCAGAAGCCAGACUCCACAAAUGCUAAGCAAAGCAGGCACACAUUGCAGUCUGCCUUAGGGUUUAACCGUAAGCUAGAGAGCUUUGCAUUUAUCCCAGAAGUAAAGCAAGUAGAAUACUAACAGAGCUAGGAUGUAUUUGCUGUUCAACAUAAAACCAUCUAUCCAUCUGUUUUCUACCACCUUUACUGAGCCGACAUCCCUCUCAACAUUUUCAAACUUCUCCUGGGGGUUCUGAAGUGUUCCCAGACAAGAUCAGAAAUAUAAUCCCUGCAUCAAGUUCUGGGUCUACCCUGGGGUCUUCUCUCAAUUGGAUGUGCCCAGAAGACCUCCACAGGGACCAGGAGGCAUUCAGAUAACAUGUCCAGACCACCUGAACCGGCUCAUUUCAGUGCAGAAGGAGCAGUGCCUCUACUUGAAGCUCCUCAGCCUGUCCCUGAGGCUGAGCACUCUCAUUUCCACUGCUUGUAUCUGUUUCAGUCACUGCCCUAAAAUCAUGACCGUAGGUGAGGGUUGGACUGAAGGGCGACUGAUGAAUUGAAAGCUUUAGGCCUUCUUCUGAUGAGGAACGUCUGACUUGUAUUGUGGGAAAUCAUGCAGGCUGCAUGAACAGGAAGAAGGUCCAAAAGUAGCAUCACAGAGACGGACACACUUCCAUCAGUAAAUGGAUUUUCCCAGUGCUUGUAUACUGGGACAAGAACAAGGGUACAUCUCUUCAUCCAGUGCCAACCCCAGCUUGACUCAGCUGUGCAUGUAAACGUACUGAAUGCCUUCCCAGCCCUCUCCUCAACCCCCUGACCUAUUAUGUAGCGCACCUUCCUGAAUUGCAAUGACAAAAAAUAGAGAAAAACUCUUUUAGAUCUCUAGAAGCAAUUAAGUUUUUCUUUGUUGAAUGAUUUUGUUGUUCUUUGGCAAUGCCAGAGCUCACACAGUGGGCGCCAGUCGUGAGAGUUUUUGAAAAAUGCCUUUCUUCUUGUCUUUGCUGAAGCUGUAGACCAACCUGUCCACGGUCUCUAAAUGUUGGACAUUAAACAAGUCAAGGACCCUUUGAAUUGCACUGUGGUAAAAAAAAAAGCAAAUAAGCACCUUCGAUGAGGGCUUUGGAUCCUCCAAAAGAGAAAAAGACUCUUGGCACCUUGGUGUAGGGACAGGUAUGAUUGAGAGACUUGUGACUGCCUGCUGGUCCCAGUUUGUCUCAGACCCUGUUUACAUCUGGUAUCUGUGCUGGGUAGUCAGAUAGCACGUUGACGGCUCUUUACUGCCUGGUUUAUCUGAGGUCGUUACAAACUAAGACGCCAGAACUCAUUCCAAAGCAGAAUGCGACCUCAUCGCCGCUGCUAGCCUGUUAGCUCAUGGCUAAUUCACCCGCUUUCAUUAAUAUUACCUGCAGCCUCACAGCACCUAACAGGCAGGGAUGCCUAGCCACAAUUCUGAAGGCUAGUGGUGCCUCUUUAACAGCUUUUCUCCCUCAUUUUGUCAUGAGCUCAUAAAGGAAAUAGGGAUAUUUUCUUUGUAGAGUACUGCUUAUCUGAAAGCCAAAGCCGGACUUUGUUAGCCUAUUAGCUCAUUGCUAAUUUUCGCCCCGUUGAGCGGUCCUCCAGUGUCUUCCCUUUACAUAGCAGGCUGGGACAUCUAGGAACGAUCAUUAGUGGGGCCUCUUUAACAGCUUUUCCCCCUCAUUUUUUCAUUAAUAAGCUCAUAAAGAUAGGCUUAUAAAGAAAAUAGUGAUAUUUUCUUGGAUGAAAAGAGCUCGUGGAGUACUGCUUUCACUGAAAUUACAACUUAUUCUAAACCAAAGCUAGACUUUGUUAGCCUAUUAGCUCCUUGCUAAUUUGCGCCAUCUAGGAACUAUUUUUAACAGCUUUAACAGCUUUUCUUCCUUUGCUUUACUAUUUUUGCAAAUAAACUUUGUGCUUGUUAGAUUGAAAUGACAUCUUAAUUUAAGCUAAAUGUGGCCAGUUUGGGGUCCACUAGCCUCUUGGCUAGCCCCCCAUUUAUUAAAGUUGGCAUGUAGGACACUUAGCCUCAAUUUAAGAGACAAGCAGCUCCUAUUUAACAGCUUUUCCCCCUUAUUAUUUCAUAAAGGCGUUUAAUUGAAACACUAGUAUGCUAUUAAAGUAAGAGGGCUUGUAGGAAAGGGUUAAAUUAAAAGGACAGCUUGUUGAAAGUAAAACGUGACUAUUUUGGGUGCUGCCAGCUUCUGCAAGCAUUGCCAGCAGCUUCACUGCAGAAAGCAUGCUGGGAAACCUAGCCAGAGUUUAAGAGACUAGCAGUGCAUCUUUAACAGCUUUUCCCCCUCACUUUGCCCUAAACAUGCUUUUAAAGGAAUCUGUGAUGUGCAUUUGAGUUGAUAAAUCCUGUGGAGUAUUGGUCAUUUAAAUUACAGCUCAGUUCAAGAGGAACACUUGUGAGGGAGUCUGCAUGUGCCACUCAUGGAUGAGCUGGUUCUUUGAGCUGGCUCCUUUUGUGGAUGACAGUACCAGCUCCUGCUUUUUCCCUGUCGUUGGUGUUUGAAAGACAUUUAAAAGGAAAUAAUGGGACCAAUGAAGAACCAAAAGACUGGGUCUUAUUACAGAGGUGAGCCAAAUAAUUCAGAUCUCUAAAAAGAGCUGUAACUCCCAUCACUCUGCAUGGAAAUACAAAAGCUCUUUGUUCAAGUGUGCCAGUUUACGUUAGCAUCUACACUACCUAACCAAUCAGAUAAAGGCAUCCUAAACCACCUCAGUAUGCAGUCCAAACUACCAGAAACCAUCAUCGGUAAGCACUGACGUCACUCAAAGUUUGAUCCAAAGGGGACUGGACUCAGUUCUUGUUCCUUUGAUUCAGCUGUUUAACCAUGAUUAGAAGUGCGUCCACACCUAAAACCUAGGAUUAUGUCGUGUUACCUGAGUCCCCAGCAGGGAUGUUAAUGCUCAGUGUAAACAGGGUCUAAGCUUGGUGCUACUGUUGGUCGAGAAAAGAAUAAGCAAUGCAAACCUGAGCGGAGGCUUCAGGCAGUAACUGCUGACUGGGUUUUGGCCUGUGAGCACGGACUGUUGUAAUAGGCAGUUUGUUUGCAUAAUGACGCCUUUCUGAAGUGCCUGGAGCUUAAAGCCACAGGGACCUGUGUUAUUAUGCCUGAUCCUGAACCCUAUUACAAGGUAAAACCUAACCCAUGACUACUGCUCCCAGUUUGGCCUCACUUGACUUCACUUAAAGAGGAAAAACUGCAGGCCUGAGCGAGGCCGUCACACAAACUCAGCCAAAAAAAAAAAAAAAAGUCAACCAAAAGUUUUCUUUCAUUUUAAACCUAAACGUGGAAACAGUAGCUGGCACCAGUUUCUGUGAACAUCAUCUCUGGGAAUUAUAUAAGUAGAGGAGCGGCUGUUAGCUAAGCAAUCCCCCUUUUUUGUUUUUCAACCUUGACAAGCUCCCGUCUGGGCUGCGUUCCAAAGCUGCUGCUCGAAAACACGCCGCUCCCCUCCUAUGGAAACUCCAUUUCCUGUUUGAAGCAGGAGCGGCUCAGUUAACCUUACACUCUUCACCUCCUCCAGGUCUCACUCAUGGUCUUUCUCUCAAACUCUGGACACAAAAAGUGGCAGGGCAUUUUCUGCCCUGCUCCUGUUGAAGUUUCUGUUUCUGUCUGAUUCUGGGAAAUGUUGCUCGUGGUCGUAGGAGCGCAGAGCUGAACGGUAAACAGAGAAGUCCUGGGGAGGUUUCAUGUUGGUGCCCUGCUGCUGCUGAGCUGCUAUGAGCUCUGAUGUUAAACACAGAUAGUGUGCAGGAGACCCUGAUGUCACUGAGGCUUCUUAAACGCCGCCUGGUCCGGAUUUCAUGUGAUGCAUGAAAACUCAGAUGAUCCAGGAUCAGGUCUUUGAGGCCAGUAGAUGAAAACACUUCUCUCUCCUGCUGCUGUGAAGAAGUGAUUGAUUUCCUCCCUCCCUCCGCCCACUUUCUCCGGAGGCUUGGGAAGCCGGCGACGCUGCCAGCGGAGUCACAGGAUCUCACGCUGGCAGCUGCCGCCUUCUCAUGCCCUCACACAACAAAGAGAGGAACAGCUGAAAACAAACACAGAUCUGCAGACGUUAGACGGACAUGCAGCGAGGGAUGCACCAGACCGUCAUCUGGACUGGCCCAGAAGAGCUGGUCUAUGAAAGCCUGAUAGGGAGCUUUAAAUGCACAGUCGGCACAUUCUGCUGCUCCAGAACAAUGACAAAGAUGACAUCAAGGGUAGCAGAGAAUUAUGGGUACUCAUGUGCCUGAAUACCUUAAAGUAUCUGGUCCGAGGGUUUAAUUUUCUAAGAGUGGAUGCUUGGAUCCUGCAGGACGUCCGGAGCAUAGAUAUGAAGUACUUGACUUCCUGUGUGCUUUACAAAGUAAAAUUCCAAAACGUUUCUUCAGUCCACCAGUGCUUUAACCAGUGCUAUUCUUUUUUUGCUUCUUUGGCGUUUAUUAAGUUUGGAAGUGAUAAAUCCCGUAUGCUCUUGUGCAUGCUGUUCUGAUAAUCUGAGUCCUCUCUCUGCCUAAAUCUCUGACUUUUCUCUUAAUCCAGUUAUUUUUGCUCCUGUAUGUCAGUUUUAAUGCAAGUUAGAUUUAUUCCAAACACAUGGGGUUUUAAAGAUGAAGGGUUCCUCUGGCUUUCAGGUGAUCCGUCAGUUACUUUUAAUAAAAGUAAUCUGUUACUGAAGGAAAACCCCUCCAACUGUUUCUCCUCAAUUGCAACAAAAAAAAGGAAAAUUGAAGCUCCAGGAAGCAUCUGCACUGUUUCUGUUUCUCUCCUUCCUGUUAGCAUGUAGCGAUGUGCUAGCAGAAGGUAAACACAGCUGUGUCAGCCUGUGUUAGCUUAGCGGCGUUAUAAUGUGGAAUUAUUCUCAUUCCACUGAUUGGUUUGUGUGAUUCUGUUUGCCUCUGCCUGUCUGUGGUCAGACUGUCAGUACUUUGAAGAGCUGUAAAGGUUUUUAUGUCUGUAGUUGUGUAAUCAGAUACAGAUUAGUGGCUAGAAAUUAGAGCGGGUGCCAUUUUGACAACCAACAAUGAUUGGCUGAAGAGUUUUAAUAUUCGGUAACACAGAAGUUAAUGUGUCAGUUUUCUAAGUAGGUGACGCCGUAUUCUAACAAGUUAGUUUAAAAUAAUGCUGCCUGCUCCUCUGUUUCUGCAGCAGAGCGGAUCUCAGCUCGGAUCUGAAACACAAGAUCAUAAAAACAUAGAAACAGCCUGUUUCUCCCAGAGAGCCUGGCUGCAGACGUCAGACUUCCAUGAAUGCAUGCAUUAUCUAUGUUGUUUUCUAAACUGAGGAGUCUUUUCAUUAAAACCUGACUCCAGGAGCAUAGAUGGCCUAGCGGUUAGGCUGCAGGACUCGGGCCCCAUGCAGGCAGGCAGACCAGGUCCGAGUUUGGCCUGUGGCUCCUUUCCUGAUGUCUCUCCUCCAAUCUCUCAUCCCUGUGUCCAACUCCAUCCAUUGUCCUCCUCUUCUGAUUUAAAGCCAUUUAUACCGCUUAACUGUUCGGGGUCGCGGGGGGCUGGAGCCUAUCCCAGCUGCCGUUGGAUGAGAGGCGGGGUACACCCUGGACUGGUUGGCAGCCAAUCACAGGGCUGACAUGUAGAGACAGACAACCAGGCACGCUCACACUCACAUCUA